UUUUGCUAAUAACCAUAUGUCCUUAAAGUAUAAUAUUUUAAAACAUUCAAACAUGAACUAAAAAAAAUCUUAAAGAAACAAACCAUAAAGUAAAGGUCUCACAUGCUCUUGUGUUCACCAGCUUCAGAAUACGCAUCUUUAAUCUAAAGUACAGGCAUGCGGUACAAGUUUCUCUCUUUCGAAUGUACCUCGGUUUUGUGCGUCAUAUUAAAAAUCAUUGUCCGCAUCAUUAGAUAUAUUUAGGCAUUGUUGAAAACAAAUAUCAGAUUAAACAGAUGCAUACCAAACAAUGUCACAUGGAAAGUUCGUUUUUUUAGAUACAUGCUUUACAUAUUUUGCGCCUGCGACUCCACAGGGUUCAAAUAUAACAAUGCUUUUUGAAGUUUGUUCACGAGACGGGUCAAAUAAUUCCAUCGUGUGUAAAUUACAUCUGGAUGAUACGAGGGAGGAAACACAAACGAGACAUCUUGGACCCUCACAGAAAAACAUUUCAUGGAAUGAGUCUGUACGGUUCUCAUUGUGUGUAUAAGGACAGCCCACAUUCAUCUGUUCGAAACUCUUGUUCCUGAACCGUACGAGUAGCCUAGAUCAUGGAAGUCGCUCCUGCUGUUGCUGCUCCUGCGCCUGCUGUCGCCGCACCGGUGAAAGCAACUAAGAAGAAGACGGCAGCACCUAAGCCGAGGAAGGUUGGACCCAGUGUGAGCGACCUCAUCGUCAAAACCGUGUCCGCCUCCAAAGAGCGCAGCGGAGUUUCUCUGCCGGCGCUUAAGAAACUCUUGGCCGCCGACGGCUACGACGUGGAGAAGAAAAACUCCCGUGUCAAGACCGCUUUGAAGAAUCUGUUGGAAAAGGGAACCCUGGUCCAUACCAAGGGCAACGGAGCUUCUGGUUCUUUUAAGAUCAGCAAAGAGGAGAAGAAGCCAUUAACUAAGCCUGCUGCCCCUAAAGCUAAGAAGACCGCUGUCAAGAAGCCCGCCGCCGUCGAGAAGUCUCCCCGAAAGGUGAAGACACCACGGAGUGUUACCCCCAAGAAGGCCCAAAAGCCCGCUGCGGCCAAAAAGUCCUCGAUCAAGAAAAGCCCCAAGAAGGUUGUAGCCAAGACUCUAAAGAAGGCGCCCAAGCCUGUCGUUAAGAAAUCCCCCGCAAAUAAAUCCCCGGAGAAGAAGGCAUCCAAGCCCAAAGCCGUCAAGAAGACGGCCCCAAAGAAGAAGUAAUCUCACUUAGUUUUUGUUAAAAAACCCAAAGGCUCUUUUAAGAGCCAACCACACUACCUUAAGAGCCUAUUUUCUUGUGUAUUUAUGCAUAGGCAAACCAUGAUGUGAGCCAUUAAUUAUAGAGCCGUUUAUCAUGGGAAAAUACAUUAUAGCGUGAUCAUGUUAGAUGAAACCAAUUAUUCCUUAUUCUAGUGGGCGGACUCACGGUGACCAGAUUUUCAAGAUCUGAUCAGAUUAAUUAUAGAUCAGAUCAAUGUAAACACGAAAUAUAAUGGCCUAUUUUGAGAAUAUUGC
Molecule: messenger RNA, 1508 nt
Organism: Gadus macrocephalus (Pacific cod)
Lineage: Eukaryota; Metazoa; Chordata; Actinopteri; Gadiformes; Gadidae
Product: histone H1-like
Exons: 1
Coding region: 591-1214 (207 amino acids)
Biological process (GO): nucleosome assembly
Cellular component (GO): nucleosome
Molecular function (GO): DNA binding; structural constituent of chromatin
Source: RefSeq, a predicted model, not a curated record